GAACAGGGAGUCUGUGCGCUUGUGUGGGGACUCAGUGUAGAUCUCUCCUUUCGAACCGUAGCAAUAGCAGACAGGACCCAGAGCAGCCCUCAUCGCGCUGUGGUCCCUUCGCUUGCUCCCUACCUCACGGACACGAGAACUGUCGUAUGCAGAGGCAUUAUGUUGAUGUGGUAGCAACAGACUGAGAAAUUUGUAAGAAAAUACAUUGGAGCCAAGCGUAAACAGCCAAGGACUGAGGUGGCUGAUCUUGCUGUAUUUCUUUGCGCAGGGAGUAGCCGUUAGUGGAGUUUGAAAGGAUGCGUAUUAGCUAUUAUAGGUAACAGGUAGGAUGGUGGCCGGGGAGGCUAGCGUGCACAGCUCCCUGGUGGCUUGCUGGCAGCCCAUUCUGCUGCUGAUGCUGGGUACUGUCCUGUCAGGCUCAGCCACAGGCUGCCCAGCUCGCUGUGACUGCAAUGCCCAGGAGCGAUCAGUGCUGUGCCACCGCAAACGGCUGAUGAAUAUACCUGAGGGUAUCCCAACUGAGACACGCCUUCUGGACCUCAGCAAAAAUCGCAUCAAGACCAUUAACCCAGACGAGUUUGCACCCUUCCCCCACCUGGAGGAACUGGAGCUCAACGAGAACGUCAUCUCUACCAUCGAGCCUGGAGCCUUCAACAACCUCUAUGGCUUGAGGACUUUAGGGCUGCGCAGCAACAAGCUGAAGCUCAUUCAACUGGGAGUUUUCACAGGGCUGAGCAACCUCACCCAACUGGACAUCAGCGAGAACAAAAUUGUUAUACUGCUGGACUAUAUGUUCCAGGACCUUUACAAUCUUAAGGCUCUGGAGGUGGGGGACAAUGACCUGGUGUUCAUCUCCCACCGAGCCUUCAGUGGCCUGACCAGCCUGGAGCAGCUGUCCCUGGAGAAGUGCAACUUGACCUCUGUCCCCACAGAAGCACUUUCCCACCUCCAUAGCCUGAUCGUGCUCCGGCUGAGGCACCUCAAUAUUAACGUGGUCAGGGACUAUUCCUUCAAGCGGCUAUACAGGCUCAAGGUCCUCGAAAUCUCCCACUGGCCUUUCCUGGAUACCAUGACCUCUAACUGCCUGUAUGGCCUCAACUUGACCUCCCUCACCAUUACCCAUGGUAACCUUACCACCAUUCCUUAUGUGGCUAUCCGCCACUUGGUCUACCUGCGUUUCCUGAAUUUAUCCUUUAACCCAAUCCACACAGUGGAAGGAGACAUGCUCCAUGAAUUGCUUAGGCUCCAGGAGUUUCACUUAGUGGGUGGUCAAUUGGCCACUAUAGAGCCUUAUUCCUUCAAGGGGCUGAACUACCUACGCAUCCUCAAUGUCUCAGGCAAUUAUCUGUCCACACUGGAGGAGUCUGCCUUCCACUCAGUGGGCAACUUGGAGACACUUAUCCUGGAUAACAAUCCUCUGGCUUGUGAUUGCCGUCUACUUUGGGUCUUCCGUCGUCGCUGGAGGCUCAAUUUCAAUCGGCAGCAGCCUACCUGCUAUGCACCAGAGUUUGUCCAGGGCAAAGAGUUUAAGGACUUCCCAGACAUACUCCUGCCCAAUUAUUUCACCUGCCGUAAAUCCAGAAUCCGGGAACGGAAGCCCCAGCAGGUGUUUGUGGACGAGGGUCACACUGUUCACUUUGUGUGCCGGGCAGAUGGGGAUCCAGCACCCGUGAUAAGGUGGGUAUCCCCUCGCAAGCACUUAAUCUCAGCAAAGACCAAUGGGCGCCUGACAGUGUUCCCCGAUGGCACACUGGAGGUGCGUUAUGCCCAGAUACAGGACAAUGGCACCUAUGCUUGCAUCGCCAGCAAUGCGGGAGGCAACGACACUGUGGUUGCCCAUUUACAUGUCCGUAGUUACUCUCCAGAUUGGCCCCACCAGCCCAACAAGACCCUGGCCUUUAUCUCUAACCAGCCCAAUGAGAAUGGCUCCAAUGGGACACAAGGCACAGUUCCCUUCCCAUUUGACAUCAAGACACUGAUAAUUGCGACCACCAUGGGCUUCAUUUCCUUCCUUGGGGUGGUGUUAUUCUGCCUGGUCCUCCUCUUCCUCUGGAGCAGGGGCAAGGGCAACACCAAGAACAACAUUGAAAUUGAGUAUGUGCCCCGCAAGUCUGACGCUGGCAUAAGCAGCAGCACAGCCGAUGCGCCUCGCAAGUUCAAUAUGAAGAUGAUAUGACAGGCCAAAGGCAUGGAAGGAAGGAAUGGAAAAGUGGAAAACAACCGGGGUGUUAUUCUCAACAAAAAGAACGAUCCUAUCUUCGAAGCUGGGAUGGCGAUGUUAUUUGUUGUUGGGUUUUUUUUUUUUUCGUUCAAUCCUCCCUGGACGUUUAAUCAAGACUUAUUACAGAUGGGCCACUUCUUCGAAACCGAACUUGGUGUACUGGAUUCAGACAAGUGGAUUUUUAUGGAAAAAAUAAGUAAAUUAAAAAAUAAUUAAAUGAACCAUUUUAAAAGUUUCUUAUCAUUAGCCGGAAUGCGAGAGGCAGUUCUCUCCCUGCAGAGUCUUUAUGCCUUUAUUAAUUUAUUUCAUUAUUUUAUUUAUUUUUUUAACUAAAAAAAGAUAAUUUGUUUUAUGGAAAUGAUAACUAGAUAGUAUCCUUGAAUAGGGGUUGGUGAACACAUAGCUUCAUUCUUGAAAGUCUUUUCUACGUGAACAUUUGUUUUUAACAGAGAAAUAUGUUUUCACCUAUAUUCUCAUUGACAGAAACAGUACUGUGCAGUAGUAGUGAUUUCACAAAGAUUUAGUGGGCUCCAACAAAGGAGGGGAUCCAGUAUCAACACUGUAAAAACAUAUAUUAUAUACAGUAUAUAAAUAUCUCCCCCUUUCAACACUAUUGAUAGUGAUCAUAAAAAGUUCUGUUUUUUGGAAUGCGCUCUAAGAAGUCCGUAGUGCAGAGGGAUUAAUUAAUCACCGGUAUGGCUCAACUAGUUAACAACCUUAACCAGCUUCAAACAUCACCCCCAUCCAAGAACCAGCAAUCCUGACUUCUAGACCACAAAUGAGACCAAUACACAGAAUUGUUUUAUGUAAUGUUUUAACCCUUUGCAGUCCAUUUAUUCAGCGCUUGUCAGGUGUGUCAGGUCCAAUUUAUUUUCACACACGCCAU
Polyodon spathula (Mississippi paddlefish) is the source of this 3107-nucleotide messenger RNA. Its product is annotated as leucine-rich repeat and immunoglobulin-like domain-containing nogo receptor-interacting protein 1. The transcript has 2 exons. Gene Ontology annotation, molecular function: protein binding. The record is from RefSeq and is a predicted model, not a curated record. Lineage: Eukaryota; Metazoa; Chordata; Actinopteri; Acipenseriformes; Polyodontidae. Gene Ontology annotation, cellular component: extracellular matrix. Bases 329 to 2176 code for a protein of 615 amino acids.